AUGGCAGCCCAUCUUGGACAGAACAUCAAAGUCAUAGAUGUCAAGGCAAACCCCCUCCGUGACAACAGUAGUGGUUCCUGGACGUGCCAUGUUCAGGUGAAUGAACUCAUGUAUAUUCUGAAGUACGUAAUACAGCGGCUAACAGAAGUGGCAGAUGGCAGAAACGCCGUGGCUCUUGGUACUCCAUACAGCAAUAGCACGAACGAUCUCAAAGCGUAA
Molecule: messenger RNA, 219 nt
Organism: Bursaphelenchus okinawaensis
Lineage: Eukaryota; Metazoa; Nematoda; Chromadorea; Rhabditida; Aphelenchoididae
Source: the annotation of a GenBank genome assembly